GCUGAGUCCACCCAUAAGGCGAAAGAUCGUGGCUUGGCAUUUUGGGGAAUAGUUUCAGUCAACUUGGCUGGUACUGUAGCCAAACUUCCCAAGUAUAAAUAUUAUACAUCAACGUUUGACGCUUUUUGUUGAGCCCUCCCUGCGAAUGACCAUGCCAACCAUCACCUCUACUCGCAAUAUACUCGACGCGGUCGGGAAAACACCAUGCGUCGAGCUGCACCACGUGGUUCCAGAUGGCUGCGCCCGUGUUUUUGUCAAGCUGGAGGGCUUGAAUCCCACAGGCUCCUAUAAAGACCGCAUGGCCCGUUCUGUGAUCGAAGAAGCCGAACGACGAGGUGAUCUGAGACCCGGGAUGACUGUGGUUGAAGCCACCGGCGGCAGUACUGGGUCUUCACUCGCCUUUGUUUGUGCAAUCAAAGGGUACAGGUUCCUUGUUGUAUCAUCCGACGCGUUCGCAGAGGAAAAGUUGAAGACGAUGUCCGCGUUUGGAGCGACGGUGGAUAUCGUCCACAGCCCAAGCGGGAAGAUCACGCCUGAAUUGAUUCCGGCUAUGCGUGACCGGGCGAAGGAACUCUCCCAGGGGGAAGAUUACUAUUACGCAGACCAGUUCAACAACCCAGAUGUCCUUGUCGGUUACGAAGGGCUAGGUCGUGAGCUUCUGGAGCAAAUUCCGGAGGGCAUUGAUGCAUUCUGCGGUGCAGUGGGUGGUGCAGGAAUGGUCAUGGGCGUGGCCAAAGUCUUGAAAGAAAGUCAACCGCACUGCAGGGUGACUGUCCUGGAACCUGCUUCAGCGCCUGCUAUCACUAAAGGCCACGGCGGCCUACACUCGGUGGAAGGUAUUGGAAUUGGAUUCCUUCCACCGAUCUUGGACAAACAGCUAUACGACAGUGCCCUUGCAGUUGAGGAAUCGGAGGCCCGUGCCAUGUCACGGCGCCUGGCAAAGGAAGAGGGCAUUUUGGCAGGGACCUCUACAGGCCUCAAUGUAGUAGCCGGGAUUGAGCUGGCAAAACAACUAGGGCCUGGAAAAGUUGUGGUUACCGUUGCUUGUGACACGGGUCUGAAAUAUGUGCGAGGCAACCUCUACACAGCGGAGUAAAAAGCCUUAUUUUUGUUCUUUUAAGAUCCAGAUGAGUGGACAAGUGUUUACUGCAAUGAAAUGUUAAGCUAAGCUUACAUUUCGAGUCUUUGGUUCAGUAGAUAAUCCCAUGUAAUAGCCGAGUUCAUUCCUUUUCUCUAUA
This is a messenger RNA of Aspergillus pseudonomiae, 1238 nucleotides long. Its product is annotated as PLP-dependent cysteine synthase family protein. Lineage: Eukaryota; Fungi; Ascomycota; Eurotiomycetes; Eurotiales; Aspergillaceae. The transcript has a single exon. The coding region runs from base 146 to 1096 and encodes 316 amino acids. Gene Ontology annotation, cellular component: cytoplasm. Gene Ontology annotation, biological process: L-cysteine biosynthetic process. The record is from RefSeq and is a predicted model, not a curated record.